AGUGCUUACGUCCCCUUACUAGAUAUUACUUCUGCUAUUGCCACUGGUACUUUUCUCGUCCAUCGCCUCUGUACUGCCUUCUUUUCUUUUCCUAUUUGGUUCUCCUCUCCCCUUCUGCGUGCGCCGCGCAUUGCUCCUCAGAAUUCCACUCAUAUAUAUAUAUAGUAAGUAAGUAAGUAAGAAAACACCGCCCCCGAGGAAUUCAAACAGAAUAAUAAUAGUAAUAAUAAUAGAAAAAGGAAAUGCCGACUGUUGGUGAGAUAAUGUCCGCCCGCAAGGCGCUGGACGGCUACGUCUACGAGACCCCGAUGAUCGCCAGCAACGCCCUGCGCGGCAAGACCCGCCACGAGAGCGUAAUGCUCAAGUGCGAGAACCUGCAGCGCACCGGCAGCUACCACAUCCGUGGCAUGACCUACCGCGUCAUCCGCGCCAAGGAGGCGGACCUGGGCAUCAACAACUUCAUCACGCACAGCAGCGGCAACGGCGGGGCGGCGCUGGCGUGUGCAGCGAGCAACUUCCAGAGCAAGGCGCACGUCGUGGUCCCCGAGGACACGAACUCGCUCAUCACGCGCAGCAUUCACCACUACCAAGGCAACUUCUACUACUGCAAGCCGGACCUGAAGAGCCGUGUGGAGGAGGAGGCGAAGCUGCUCGAGGAGUUCAACCGGCCGGCCGGUAAGCAGCAGAACCGCGCGAUUGUGAUCAACCCAUACGAUGACGAGGCGGUCAUCACGGGCCACGGCACGGCGGGGAUUGAGCUGAUGCUGCAGACCGACUGCGCGGUGGACUGCGUCGUGGCUCCUGUCGGUGGCGGUGCUCUCGUAUCGGGCGUGGCGAUCGCAGUGAAGGGGAUGAAGCCGCACGUCGGGGUCUUUGCGGCGGAGCUGGCGGACCCGCCAAACCACUACACCGACUUCAAGCGCGGGGAGUCCUUGGCGGCGCGGCAGCAGCGCCACGGCCUCUCGCACCACGAGGCCGCCGCGAAGGGCAACCGGCAUGGCAUCCGCACCCCGCUGACGGACUUGGCGACGCGCUACAUUGACCGCUACGUGGACGGCGUGAUUCACGUGACGCCGGAGGAGAUGAAGUACGCCUUCCGCUACGUGUACGAGCGGUGCAAGCUGGUCGUGGACACGAAUGCGGCGAUUGCCGUGGCGGCUGUGCUGUCGUGCCCGCCGGCGCUCGACAACUACCGCCGUGUGUGCGUGGUGCUGUCGGGCGGGAACGUGGAUUUGAAUGACAUUCCCAAGCUAGCCGUGUCGCGAUUGUAG
Leptomonas pyrrhocoris is the source of this 1271-nucleotide messenger RNA. RefSeq names its product putative serine-threonine dehydratase. Gene Ontology annotation, biological process: D-serine biosynthetic process; L-serine metabolic process; pyruvate biosynthetic process. Bases 243 to 1271 code for a protein of 342 amino acids. Gene Ontology annotation, molecular function: serine racemase activity; threonine racemase activity; pyridoxal phosphate binding. The transcript has a single exon. The record is from RefSeq and is a predicted model, not a curated record. Lineage: Eukaryota; Euglenozoa; Kinetoplastea; Trypanosomatida; Trypanosomatidae.